Molecule: messenger RNA, 2280 nt
Organism: Fibroporia radiculosa
Lineage: Eukaryota; Fungi; Basidiomycota; Agaricomycetes; Polyporales; Fibroporiaceae
Exons: 12
Coding region: 1-2280 (759 amino acids)
Source: RefSeq, a predicted model, not a curated record
AUGUCUGCGCAGAUUCUCCGACAAGCUAGGUUUGCUCUAGCUGCAUGCUCAUCGUCCCCCGUCCGGAUUGCUCCUCGUCGAUGUUACUCCGCCCUUGUAGCUGCCAGGCUCCAAGACGAUCCCCAUAAUCUUACAGCUGGACCUAGCCACGAUGCAUUUGGGGCGAGUGCCGUAGACCCUCCUCCAGAAAAUAAUCACACGGGAGCUCCUCUGAGUGUCCUUGUUGAGGAAGUUGAGGAAGGAGAGAAGCCCCCAAAUAUUACGAGGUCGUCAAGGAAUAGCAAAAAUGGCAAGAAGUCUGCACCAUCAGACACAGCUCGUACCAGCAGAGUAGAGGCAUACUUAGCUUCCAUUCAUGCCGCGGGCAUCGAGCCCACUCUCGCCGACUUAGAGCGAUGUCGUCCUGCUGAUCACGCGCAUUCUUCCUCGCCACGGUAUCCGGUCGACUAUAAUGCGUUGGUCGAUACACUUUGCCGUUCUUUCAGCAAAGAGCAACUGCGCAAGUUCCUGCAGCAAUGGAAUCCUAACUGCGUGUGGUGUCGUCCAAAUCGCAGGAAGUUGCAGUAUGCAGAAUGGAUCAUCGAAAAGAUGUGGAAUUGGCCAAGCCUAAAGGAUGUUGAGCGUGCUAAGCGGGAUCGCACGGAAGUGUCGGUGAAAUCGAUACCGGUUACUGCAAGCCAGCUCUUCCUGAUCCUUGGUAGAGAUGGCGCUGACUUGCUGGAGAUGUCUCUGGAGUAUAAUGUGCACAUAUCUUUGGCAACACACCCUUUGGCUCUGCGAGUCGAGGGACUGCGAGGAGCAUUGUCCAAAUUAUCUGACCAUUUGACUAAGGUCAAACGGUCGAUCAUCGAAGAGGUCUUCCAGUUGCCUACAAAGAUACCCAUCAGGCCAGAUAUGGUGCAACGAAUAUCACGGCUAGCGGAAGCAUAUCUGGAGAACAUUGGCACCGAGGGAAUGGUCAGGAUUUGUGCCAAAAAUGUUCGUAACCUUGAGAUAGCGAAACGACUGGUUAGCCGAGCGAGCCAUGAGUUAAGUCAUCGUUCGCAACCGGCAAGGCUAGCCUAUUUGCCUUCGCCGCAGGCGGAAUUUCCUGUCCCUAUCACAAUGUUUCCAAACACAUACUCGUUAUACCCUUUCUUGUCACCUCGAUCUCUACCAUGGACUAUGAACAUGGGUAGCGCAUUUAGGGUCAGACGUGUUGGAGAAUGGCUUAGUCAUAAACUAGGAGAGGAUAUACAUGUUACUGGCGGGCUGGCGCGAGGGAAUGGACGCAUUUUAACUGCGACACAGAGUAUAGUUGAUCUUAGCGACGCCCUUUUCCAGAAACUACCACCCAAUCCACCCGGUCAAGUCGUGAAAGCUUCGAUGGGUCAUAUUCUCCUAAAUGCUUCGUCGCCUGCUCAACGAGCUACAUUAGUUCCGCCUCUCAGAGGCAAUCGUCGCUUUUCUGAUAUCCUGACGUGGAUCGCUAACAAUAACGUUCAAUCUUCCUUUGUGCCAAGUCUUCCCGCCCCGCUUGUCAGCUCGUCGCCUACCCAGCAGAAAAUUAUACACCGUCUGACCUACCGUGCUCUUCCUGCGCUUGGGGAAGCCUCUAACGUCGUAUCUCCUGGGUUCAGCAAUCGCGUCCUUUACUUUGAGGUUACCUUGGAUCAGCCUCGUCCCUUGACUAAGUCGUCAUCGUUGCCAGAAGAAGGGGCCACAGUUCAACUUGAUCCGACAGAGUCACAGGCGGGUGAUGAUAUGCUUUUUGAUCUCAAUUCUCCACCUGAAUGUUGGGUCGGCUCUGAAGUACUCACAGAUCUGAUGAUGCCCGAUCGCCCGAUGGAUAUUCGGUUUGCCGCUGUGCAAUCCAGCUAUAUUCCUACAGGAGAAGAACCUAUUGAGCUGCGAACGUAUAUGACAAAUUUAUGCACUUUCUUGGCAGGCAAAGAUCUUGAUGCAAGGCAACCUGAUCCUCCCUUCAUGUUGCGUUUCGGCCCUGAUCUCUUCAUGCUGAACACGAACACCAGUGUAAGACAGAGUGUUGAUCUUAUCACCAUUCCGGGCCCUGCAUCCCAGCCUCAAGAUAGUUCUCAGUCUAUAAGAGUCGUCAACGAGAGCAUUCUAGACCUAGAAAGCAAUCAAAAAUCGACUCAUUGUGAGAUAACAUGCGACGAUCGUACAUCACAAGACGAUUGGCGGCGCUUCCUCCAUGAUUGUGAUAGACUCAGUUCCGCAACUUAUCGUCCUAUAGGUUCUGUUACAUUACAGCAGACAGAUAAUGAGGACCUCUCGUGA